Octopus bimaculoides (California two-spot octopus) is the source of this 2402-nucleotide messenger RNA. RefSeq names its product T-box transcription factor TBX15. The record is from RefSeq and is a predicted model, not a curated record. Gene Ontology annotation, cellular component: chromatin; nucleus. Gene Ontology annotation, biological process: positive regulation of DNA-templated transcription; regulation of transcription by RNA polymerase II; cell fate specification. NCBI's taxonomy places the organism in Eukaryota, Metazoa, Mollusca, Cephalopoda, Octopoda, Octopodidae. Gene Ontology annotation, molecular function: DNA-binding transcription factor activity, RNA polymerase II-specific; RNA polymerase II cis-regulatory region sequence-specific DNA binding.
UGACUACACCAACAACAAACUUCUUAUGUAGGUACCUGGACAUAACUUGGAUUGUGGAAAUAAUCGAUUAUAGCUUCCAGCACAUCAUUGGUAUUUUAUUUUAUUGAACCCUGAAAGGAUGGAAAUCAAAGCCGACUUCAACUGGAUUUGAACUCUAAGCACAAAGAACGAGAAUAAAUACAGCCAGGCAUGUCUCUUUUUUUUUCUUUUUUUUUUUUUUGUUGCUCCUCUCAAGCAAUUCUGUUGUUUCAUCAAAUAAUGAUACAGAAGCUUAUACUGAUUAUUAUUAUUAGUAGUAUUAUUAUUUAUUCCUUAUUAUUGUGACCCCCCCAUCAUCAAUAUUUGUCAUCUCUAGAGAAAGCACUGGGAAAGAAACAGCCUCUGAUAAAGAUUGUCUGAGUAUUUGAAUUCUAAGAAAAAUACCUGCAGGGACCACAAACUGACUUUGGACAAUUCUAUUUCACUGCAAUUUACUUGGAUGUUGUGGAUUUUUACCCUAAGACUUUUGGUCAGUAUAGUUCUUAUAAUUCUUUUGAUGUCAUUCUGGGCAAACCCAUAGCUUAUUUCAUGUGGACAAACCCAUAGCUUACAUUAUGUAGACAAACUCUUAGCAUCUUUCAUGUGGACAAACUCAGAAAUUACUUCACGUGGACAAACUCAUAAAUUAUUUCAUGUGGACAGACCUGUAAUCUAACUCAUGUAGACAAACCAAUAACUUAAUCCAUGUGGACAAACCUAUGCCUUACAUUGAACACCAAAAACCUAUCGGAAAUCUCAAACACCAUUGUUGAUAUUCUCAUUAACUGAUUGCUAACAAUGCUAAGUACCAAAGCACAAGCUUUUUGUGUGGAGUCUUUACUCAUGAAAAAUUCCAAAAACGGCUGGAAUAAAGACUCCACUCGACCCAACCAUGGCCCUCCUGACUACGCAAUGAAUUUGAUUAGUUCAGUACCAAACUACCAACAAAAAAACUUCAAUGCUAUGGAAAGAAUCAAGACUAACAAUAUUCUCUGUGAAAAACAAAUCAAGGUUGAACUUUGCCAAAACGAACUAUGGUUAGCAUUCCAUCAACUAGGAACUGAGAUGAUAGUCACUAAAUCUGGCAGGAGAAUGUUUCCAGCAUUGCGUGUGAAAGUAUCUGGACUGCAAGCUCAAGUCUUGUACGAGGUCUCUUUAACUUUUGAACCAGUGGAUAAAAGAAAAUAUCGAUACGUCUAUCAUAAUUCAAAAUGGAUGGUUGCAGGUGUUGGUGACAUAAUCCCACCCAAUCAAAGCUACACUCACCCCAACUCUCCCAUGAGUGGCUCAUAUAUAAUGAGUCAAGUGUUGUCAUUUGAGAAGAUCAAAUUGACCAAUCACAAAAGCCUGACCCCAAACCAAAUCUCCUUGGUUUCAAUGCAGAAAUUCCGUCCUUGCAUUCAUCUUGUUGAAGUCAUCAACAAUGAAGUCUGUACCAACACUGAACACCGUUUCUCAUUCACACAGACAUCAUUCAUUACUGUCACUGCUUACCAAAAUCAAGAAAUUACUCGACUAAAAAUUGCAAGAAAUCCGUUUGCAAAAGGUUUCAGGAAAACAAACAAACACAGAAGUUCCCUUGACAUGAUGUUGGCCACUCUAGGGAUGUUGUAUUCACAUGACACUACCGUCUCCCAUUCUGUGAAGAAUUCUUCAAAGAAACAAAAAACAGUGUCUUCAAAAGCAGAUAUCCCAAAGUCACAAGUUGACUGGAACUAUCCUCAUAGAGCAACAGAGAUGGUGGGAGACUGGCCAGCCAUGACUCUCACUCAGAACACUCCACUCCAAUACAGACACAACAUACGACCGGAUGUUAAUGUCAGCUUAAACUCCGCUCAGUCGUCAUCGAGGUUCAGUGACUCUCUUCGUACAUUUGCUACCAACAGCAACAAGAGCAACAACAACAACAACAACAACACCAUCAACAACGACAACAACAUCAACAACGACGCUAACGACUCACCAUACUCAAAACUUUGUGCAAGCACAAGCCCGUAUCCCAUUUUGGCGUCCAAGUUUGUUUCCAUACGUUGCCCAUCAUCUGUAGUAGCAGUACCAUCACAACCACCACCGCAACCACGGCCAAUGCUAGCGCCUCUACUGCAGCCUGUAAGAACGCAUCCACUGCUACUGCCGCUGCCACUGCGAGUGGCACUGCCACAUCCACCACUACCGCCGCCGCCAUCACUACCACUAACGUUCUAUUAAUACCAGCAAGAGAGAGGAGGAAGGGGAGUGUCCUGAAAGGCGUAGUUGGAGGCCCAACUUUCUGAGUUCUUUUACAAGGUUUAGAAAAACUGAAGGGCCGCUGCAAUAAGUGUGUGAAUCUGAGAGAGGGGAAUAUGUUGAAUAAAAUCAUAAUUAACUGAUCCUCCUGUAUUUCC